Cornus florida is the source of this 815-nucleotide messenger RNA. Its product is annotated as DNA (cytosine-5)-methyltransferase DRM1A-like. Gene Ontology annotation, molecular function: DNA (cytosine-5-)-methyltransferase activity. The record is from RefSeq and is a predicted model, not a curated record. Bases 34 to 573 code for a protein of 179 amino acids. Lineage: Eukaryota; Viridiplantae; Streptophyta; Magnoliopsida; Cornales; Cornaceae. The transcript is spliced from 2 exons. Gene Ontology annotation, cellular component: nucleus.
UUUGAACCCACUUGGAAUCAUAGAAUUCACCGAAUGAGUAAUCAAAACCAGGGCUUUGAUGGUGAAGAGUCCUGGAAUGGGUUACCAGUUCAGACUGAUGAGUGUUUGGCUUUAAUGGUCAAAAGGGAAUGUAAGCAUUUGCCCAGUGGUGAUUACUUGAACAGGUUGAGGAAUGGGGACUUGGAUUUGGGGGCCAGAAUGGAAGUUGUGGAUUGGAUUGUCAAGGUCGAUACAGUGGCGUAUCAUCUUUCUGUCUUGAAGGACUUAUUCCCAGGGGGCAUCAACCUUUUAUCUCUGUUCUCUGGGAUUGAUGGUGCAGAAGUAGCCCUACAUCGGCUUGGUAUCCCUUUGAAAAAUGUUGUAUCAGUUGAGAUUUCCGAAGUGAACAGAAAUAUUGUCAGGUGCUGGUGGGAGCAAACCAACCAAAAAGGAAAUCUGAUUGACCUUGCUGAUGUGCAACAGCUCAACGGUGACAGGUUGGAGGAGUUGAUGAAUUCAUUUGGUGGUUUUGAUCUUGUUGUUGGUGGGAGCCCUUGCAAUAACCUUGCGGGCAGCAAGCGUUUGAAAAUCUAACCUUUUUGAGUGCCACUUCAAAGGUGGAUGCCCUUGAAAAAAAACAAUGCUUUCAAGUCUAUGGUUUCAGGGUGGCCUCUUUGUACUUACUUUUUCCAUCACUCAAUAGAAUCCUUUAUUUUAAUUGUCCAUAUAGAUCACUGAAAAUCUCCUUAUAACUCCUCUGCAAUCCAGAGGGAGAAACAGUCUGCAAAGUUGUUAUGGGCAUUUUAGUAAUUUAAGAUAAUAAUAUGAGAGUAUUU